AUGACCGUAUCCCAAAGCCCAAUCUCGCAAAAUGCCUCCCCCUCGCGGCCCCCACUCUACGUGGCUUCGCCUCCACUCGACACAACCACCGGCCGCCCGAUCAUCCAACGCAUUUUAAUCGCCAAUCGUGGAGAAAUCGCCGUACGCAUCAUCCAAACCUGCCGCAAACUCAACAUCAGCACCGUCGCCGUCUACGUUACAGAGGACUCCUCAUCCCGCCACAUUCGCGAAGCAGACAUCGCCAUCUGUCUGGGCUCCCUGAGCCGCACUACCGACGACUACCCCGAGCAAGAAGCAAACAAUCCAGGCAACCCCUUCCUCAACAUCCCCCUCCUCAUUCGCACUGCCCUCUCGACCCAGUCUCACGCCAUCCACCCGGGAUAUGGCUACCUCAGUGAGAACGCAUCCUUCGCAACCGCUGUGCGCGCCGCCGGCCUGAUCUUUCUCGGGCCAAGCACCACCGCUCUCACCUCGCUUGGCGACAAACGUGCAGCCAAGACUUACCUGCGCACACACGCGCCCGCCGUUCCCUUGAUACCCGGCUUCGUCGGCACCAGCCAGACUCCGGCUGACCUGAUCACCGCCGCGACGGAGAUCGGGUUCCCGGUGAUUCUGAAAGCCUCCGCCGGCGGCGGGGGAAAGGGAAUGCGGAUUGUCCAUGAGCCUUCACGAUUGGAGGGGGAGCUAGAGAGAGCGCACUCCGAAGCGGAGCGGGCCUUCGGGCAAAAGGACUGUAUUUUGGAGAAGUUUAUCGCAGCCGCCAAGCAUAUUGAGAUCCAGAUUGUCGGGGACGAGCACGGGACGAUCAUUGCAUUUGGAGAGCGGGAUUGCUCCGUGCAGAGGCGGCAUCAGAAGGUCGUGGAGGAGACGCCGUGUGAGUUUCUGACGGAUGGCAUGCGGCGAGAGAUGUGUGACACUGCGGUCAGGAUUGGAGAGUUGAUUCAAUAUGCCGGAGCGGGCACGGUGGAGUUUGUGGUGGAUGUGCAGACGCGCCGGUUUUACUUUCUGGAGGUGAAUGCCAGAUUGCAGGUGGAGCAUCCGAUCACGGAGGAGGUGAUGGGGUGGGAUUUAGUGGCGUUGCAGGUUUAUGUCGCAGCGGGCGGCCAGCUGAAGGAUUUGCCGGGGUUGGAGGGGGGAGGCUUGAAAGCCCCGGCGCAAGGCCAUGCGAUUGAGUGUCGCCUUUGUGCGGAAGACCCGAAGAAUAAUUUCUUCCCAGAGCAUGGGAGGAUUCAGCUGUGGCGGCCGGCAGACGGGAUUCUGGGACCGGGCCGGGAUGUGCGAUAUGAGACGGCUAUCCAGACAGGGGCCGAGGUGUCGAUUAACUUCGACUCGAUGAUAGCUAAAAUUGUUAUCUGGGCGCCAACGCGUGCGCUGGCGAUUGAGAAAAUGAGUGGUGUACUGGCCCAGACGGCUUGUGUUGGGGUCAAGACGAACCAGCUCUUCCUGCAGCGCUGUCUUCUGAGUCCCGAGUUCCGGAAACCGACGUAUACGACUGCAUUCAUUUCGUCACAUUUGGAGCAGCUGUUGCAGUUUCCGGAGGUGCCGCUGCAGGAGAGUCUGCCCCUGAUUCCCAGCCUGGUGAUCCGGAAUUUGGCAGAAACAGGAAAUACUCGUGGCCGGCCAUUCCAGCACAUCCGCAGGCAAUUCCGGAACCAGCCCUGCGAUCCCGUCAACAUCCACUAUGACAUUGUCACGACCAUCACCGGUCCGCAGGCUGGGACAUCAAGCAUUUGUGUCUGGGAUCCACCGGCAGCAGGACAGUCUCCCAAUUUGAAACAUGUGCGAAUCUUACCUGUGCCAGCUGAGACGGAACCCGGCUCUGCCGCCGCUCACUACAACACCAUCAGCAACACUCUCCGCGGCGGUUCCAUCAAAGCCGUUACCCCAAGAACCAUGUGUAUUGAUUCCUUGCAACCCACAGAGGCCUCUUCGAAUCCAUCCAGUCUUCCCAGCACCUUCACCAUCAAAGUAUCAGUCGACGGGCGCAGAAUCGGUGCCCACGUCGCCAUUCCUUCCCUUGGCAUAGCCACAGGAAUGGCCGACCGUCCUCAAAGGAUCUACUGCCACUCUCCAUCUUUUGGGACAUACAUGGAAUUCCAGCGGGACAGUCCGCUCUUGUUCGCGGAGAGUCGAAGGCGGGAUGCAACAACCGAAGAGGCGGGGAAACGCACGGUCACUGCGCCCAUGCCGUGUAAGAUUUUGUCCAUCGAGACGAAGAAUGGGGACUUGGUGAAGGCAGGGCAGGUGGUCAUGAUGAUUGAGAUAUCUCCGUGGCGGAAGGGAGAUGCGGUAGAGGAGGGAAGGGUGCUUUGUUCGGUUGUCUAG
This is a messenger RNA of Aspergillus brunneoviolaceus CBS 621.78, 2325 nucleotides long. RefSeq lists its product as uncharacterized. Gene Ontology annotation, cellular component: mitochondrion. The record is from RefSeq and is a predicted model, not a curated record. Gene Ontology annotation, molecular function: methylcrotonoyl-CoA carboxylase activity; metal ion binding; ATP binding. The transcript has 3 exons. Bases 1 to 2325 code for a protein of 774 amino acids. Lineage: Eukaryota; Fungi; Ascomycota; Eurotiomycetes; Eurotiales; Aspergillaceae.